This is a messenger RNA of Lactuca sativa (garden lettuce), 1566 nucleotides long. Its product is annotated as pectinesterase 2. Gene Ontology annotation, biological process: cell wall modification. Lineage: Eukaryota; Viridiplantae; Streptophyta; Magnoliopsida; Asterales; Asteraceae. Gene Ontology annotation, molecular function: enzyme inhibitor activity; pectinesterase activity. The record is from RefSeq and is a predicted model, not a curated record.
AUGGCAAUGAAGCAUGCAUUCUUCGUAUGCCUCAUCAUUACAUUCCUCUUCUCUUGCUCAUCAGAAACCACCACCUCCGGCAACAUAAACUGGUGGUGCACCCAGACUCCAUACUACGAAACCUGCAAUCACUAUAUCGCCGAACCUAACCCCUAUAUGACAACCAUAUCUACAAAUCAGUUCCUGGAUAUGACUGUACAAGCAGCCAUAGAUGAAGCACGUGUGGCUCUGAAACGAGCCCAAGGGAUCGAGUCAAAGUACCCAAAUGUUCCAGGAAAAAGCUUGUGGGGUAGCUGCGUUGAGUACAUUGAUGGCAUCGUUUUCACACUUAACAUGGUCCUGAACCACACCCUCCACCCAACCCAACUUGACGUCCAGACAUGGCUCAGUGCUAGUUUAGCCUAUAUCAACGUCUGUGAAAAAGGGUUCGAGUUGAUUAAUAUGACCAACACAAUGCUGCCCCUAAUUUCUACCAAUUUGACACAAUUAAUACUCAACUCCUUGGCUAUUAGUGUUCUCUUUAGGGGUAGUAAUACCAAUAAUGCUCCUGAGUCUGUCGAUUGGAAGCAGAGGGAUUUGGCACUAGAAUGUACUCCAAACGUCGUUGUGGCUCAAGAUGGCUCAGGAGAUUUUGAAACCGUUCAAGAAGCUGUAAAUUCGGCAUCGAACAGGACACAAUCCCGGAGGUAUGUGAUUUACGUGAAGGCUGGAAUCUAUGACGAAAACGUUGUGAUUCCGAGGACAGUGGAGUAUAUAACGAUGUUUGGAGACGGAAUAAAUAAGACGAUCAUUACUGGUAGCCGGGGUUUAGGUGGUGACAUGGUCGGAACGUCAAAGGCUGGUGACCUCAAGCAAACAGCAACAUUUCAAGUUUGGGGUCGUGGAUUUAUCGCUCGAGAUAUCACCUUCCGGAACACUGCCGGGCCACAGGGAGAGAAAGCGGUGGCUCUUCUCACCAGCUCCGAUCAAUCAGCCUUUUAUCACUGCAGCAUUGAAGGCUAUCAAGACACACUUUUUACUUUUUCUAGUAAACAGUUCUACAAAGAAUGCCAGAUUUUCGGAACAGUUGAUUUCAUAUUCGGCGACGCUCCGGCAGUGUUCCAAGAUUGUGAGAUCUUCAUAAGGAAACCACCGCUUGAAGAAGGAGGGUUAGUGGUGACUGCUAAUGGACGGAAAUAUGAAAACGAAACGUCUGGAUAUACACUGCAAGGGUGUAAGAUAACUGCUGCAGAUGAUCUAAAGCCGGUGAUCGAUCAGCACAAAGCUUUCUUAGGAAGACCAUGGUAUCCACACGCCGAGACUGUUUAUAUGCAAUGUUUUCUUGAUGAGUUGGUGGAUCCGAAAGGGUGGAUGGAUACUUGGGGUUAUAACGAAACCAUUUAUUAUGGAGAGUAUAAGAAUUAUGUACCAGGUUCGAGUACUGAUGAGAGGGUUAAAUGGAGUGGUUACCAUGCCAUAGAUGAUCCAAAUAUCGCAGAGGAUUUCACCGUUGACAAGUUCAUGUCAGGCAACCAAUGGCUUCCUGCAACCGGCGUGCCUUUUACAUCCGGGUUUGAAAAUUUGUAG